CCGGUACUGGGACCGGUAAUUCCGAGCUCUUUUGUAGUCUCCACACAAGGUGGAUAUAUCUCAGUUGCACAUUUCUAUUAUGUCAACACAGUCCCAAUCAGCGAAGCAGGCGCAGCAACUAACGCCUUUUGCAUCUGCGUUGGCUGGUGCCCUUGGAGCUUGCUUCAGUAAUGCUGUGGUGUAUCCUCUUGAUGUUGCUAAGACCAGGAUACAGGUAACCUCAUCGGCUGCACGAGGAAAACGCAAGGACGACCUAAGCAUGCUAUCGUUGCUGCUCGAAAUAUUCAAACAAGAGGGAAUUAAUGGGUGGUACAGAGGCUUUGCUGCAACGAUGCUCAACACUUUCUCGAUGCAAUAUGCCUACUUUUUCUUCUACUCAUUCAUACGCUCAUCAUACAUCAAGCGCAUGAGUUUGAAGCUGCCUCCUGGUUCAAAAACUCCUGCACUAUCCACAGCUGCUGAACUCUCCCUCGGUGCAGCUGCAGGCGCGCUAUCCCAGAUUUUCACGAUUCCCGUAUCGGUUAUCGCAACCAGACAACAAGUCGGGCGCUCCGUCCGAGCGUCCUCACAGUCUUCCAAAGAUGAGAGACCAACGGAUGAGUCUUUAUUAGCUGUCGCUCGUGAGAUUAUUCGCGAGGAUGGCAUCACAGGGCUGUGGCUAGGCAUUAAGCCCGGCAUGGUCCUGACUGUGAACCCUGCCAUCACGUACGGCGUUUACGAGCGUCUCAAGAGCUUGUUGUUGCUCGCAAGUUCUGCAAAUGGUAAAUUGACUCCAGGAACGUCGUUUUUGCUCGGGGCGUUUAGCAAGACGCUCGCUACUAUUGUAACAUAUCCUUAUAUUAUGGCCAAGGUUAGAAUUCAGGCCCGUUCUACUGAUAAGGAUGCGUCAGAGAGUGAGGGUCUGCCUGGUGGUCAAAUUGGAAAUACAAAACCCAAAGCAAAGCAAGCCGGUGCCGUCAGCCUCCUCCUCAGAGUCCUGAGGAAAGAAGGAUUUGUCGGGUGGUAUCAGGGGAUGUCCGCGCAGAUAAUCAAAGCCGUACUUUCUCAGGCGUUGUUGUUUGUAUCCAAGGAACAGUUCGAGCAUUGGGCCCUGGCUAUCAUGGUCUUAUUUGCAAAGUUCAGUUCGCGGUCAUGACGACGCACGUUUGUUCUUGGAGAGUCAGGAUCAGUUAGUCGUUUGCCUUCUGGGAGGUGUAUACCCUUUGUAUUGUGUAUCAUCCAGGAACCUUGACGAAUAGACGGAUCAUGUACCCAUCCAGAUGAGGCGUGUCUGGCCCCAGCUUAUUUACUUUUUAUGUAGUUGUCAGGUAUCGAGGUAACGAGUCAUGGUGAUGUAUGAUCGAGUCAAAACAUGUCGGAUCGCGAUCGUGGAACGGGUAACACAGCCCAAAAAAUGAUAUCUCUGUUUCUGGAAACGAAAAUUCGUGCUAAGGAGUGUGUAUGAUCAUGAGAAGUAAAUAAUGGAUGAGUGAUGGAAUAC
Suillus subaureus is the source of this 1480-nucleotide messenger RNA. RefSeq names its product mitochondrial carrier domain-containing protein. The record is from RefSeq and is a predicted model, not a curated record. Bases 80 to 1135 code for a protein of 351 amino acids. Lineage: Eukaryota; Fungi; Basidiomycota; Agaricomycetes; Boletales; Suillaceae. The transcript is spliced from 6 exons.